ACAGUUUUUACUUUAUUAUUCUCCGUGACAGUCAACUUUGUCAAAGUUUUCAAAGGACUGAGUUAGUAUGAAUCCUGCAGGACUGGGGUUCGAACUUUGAAGGGAUUGUGUGAAACGGCUUUCGUCGUAAUCAUCACCGCCAACGUCGCUGUAAGCAGAAGCUCUCUGGAUUUUCUUUUAUUUUUCCUCUUAUUUUUCUGUUCGCAUCUUUUGAUUCUAUCUGCUUUCUAGUUUGAUUCUAUUACCGUUAUCCCUUUCACGGUUUUUUGCUUCUGGGCGGUAUAUAAUUUGAUGGCUGCGGCUUCUCCUUCUCUGAAUCUUAGGUGCUGUUCAUUGAAGUGAGCAAUCUCCAUUCUCGCCGAUUGAUCUGCGCAUUUUCUUACCAGUGCGCUUGCUGGUGAUUUUAUUGUUCUCUGUCUGAUUUGAUCUGUGAAAUCAAGGGAGCAUAUCGAAAAUAUAGAUAGAUAGUUUGAGAAAGAGAAAGAGAAAGAGAUGUGGAGUGUAUCGAAGUUUUGGGAGAGAGUUUACACGGUGGCAGAAAGGGGAUCUCGCUACUGCUCUAAGAAGAAGGAUGAUGUCUGCUAUGAGGACCCUAGCUGGGGAAUAAGUAUGUCUAGAUUAAAAUGUAUUCUACAAGGCCUAGACUUUAAAAUCUACAUCUUUCUUUUCCUUCUGGUCCCCACUUGCUUGUACGGCAUCUACGUCCAUGGCCAGAAAAUCACAUACUUUCUGCGCCCUUUAUGGGAAAAACCGCCAAAGCCCUUCAAUGAGAUCCCCCAUUAUUAUCAUGAGAAUGUGUCGAUGGAAAAUCUUUGUAAACUUCAUGGAUGGAGAAUCCGUGAAUUCCCAAGGCGUGUCUAUGAUGCCGUCUUAUUCAGUAAUGAAGUGGACAUACUUAACAUAAGAUGGCAGGAGUUGAAUCCAUACGUGACUGAGUUUGUUUUGCUCGAAUCUAAUUCAACUUUCACUGGAUUGCCAAAGCCUUUGCAUUUCGCUAUCAACAGAAAGAGUUUUGAUUUUGUUGAAUCACGGUUAACUUACGGGCAAGCUCCGGGCCGGUUCCGAACGGGGGAGAACCCAUUCAUUGAGGAGGCUUAUCAACGGUUAGCCUUAGAUUAUCUUCUUAAGCAAGCGGGUAUUCAAGAUGAUGACUUGUUAAUAAUGUCGGAUAUUGACGAGAUUCCAAGUCGACACACUAUUAACCUCUUGAGGUGGUGUGAUAACAUUCCGGAAGUUCUGCAUCUUCGAUUGAAGAAUUACCUCUAUUCCUUUGAAUUCCUCAUUGAUGAUAACAGCUGGAGAGCUUCGGUUCAUAGAUAUCAAUCCGGGAAGACGAGGUAUGCACAUUAUCGGCAGUCGGAUGAUGUGUUGGCUGAUUCUGGAUGGCAUUGUAGCUUUUGUUUUCGCCACAUUAGUGAGUUCAUAUUCAAGAUGAAAGCGUAUAGUCACUUUGACAGGGUGAGGUUUUCGCAUUUUUUGAACCCGAAGAGAGUCCAGAAAGUGAUAUGCAAUGGGGAUGAUUUGUUUGAUAUGUUACCUGAGGAAUACACUUUCAAGGAAAUCAUUGCAAAGAUGGGACCCAUCCCACACUCCUACUCCGCCGUUCAUCUUCCGUCCUAUCUUUUGGAGAAUGCCAACACGUAUAAGUUUCUGUUGCCCGGGAACUGUUUGAGAGAAAGUGGUUGAUCCAAGUGAGUGUGGCUUUUUAUUUUUUUAUUUUUUUAGCUGCAUAAUGCUUCAGGGGUGCUUGGAUGAUCAAGAAUGUGUUGUAUAUAAUAUAUAACCUAUAUAUGAUAAUUGAGCAAGUUGAGGAAUUUACCCAUGGCUGAAUAGCUUUAGAUUCACGGGGUAGCUUUGCAAAAGACUCCAAAUUAUGUGCCAAGAAGAUUGUUUUAGUUUUUUCUAGUUGUGGGCUUUCUUCAGAUCGGAGAAAAUUUUGGUGGUGACUAAUGUAUUCAUACUAUAUAUUUGUGUUAUGAUUAUUGGUCUUUGAGUUUAUCUUU
Messenger RNA from Cuscuta europaea, 2003 nucleotides. The record is from the annotation of a GenBank genome assembly. Lineage: Eukaryota; Viridiplantae; Streptophyta; Magnoliopsida; Solanales; Convolvulaceae.